This is a messenger RNA of Spirometra erinaceieuropaei, 1435 nucleotides long. The record is from the annotation of a GenBank genome assembly. NCBI's taxonomy places the organism in Eukaryota, Metazoa, Platyhelminthes, Cestoda, Diphyllobothriidea, Diphyllobothriidae.
AUGAGGCCAAAAGACCCGCUGCCACGGCAGGAAACGUCUGGAGUCUUUUUCCGGAUCUGGUGCAGUUGCGGACAGAGCAACUACGUCGGAGAAACUGGGAGAUUACUCCGUACGCGAAUUGUCGAGAACGCAGCAGCAGUGAGGCGGGGAGACUAUAGUUCUCUGGUGGCGGCACACUCGACGGGACCCGGCCAUAUUUUCAAAUUUCAAGAGGCCGAAAUCCUCGCAAGGGGUGACAACCGCGUGAGCCGCGAGCUGCUCGAGUCAUGGUUCUCAGGCCCGCAAUCCAUCAGGAAGCGCAAUGACCUCCUUGCUGAGAUUUUCCUUGGGCAGGGGAAUCUGUCACGUGGGGAGGGCGCAGGUGAGCAAUUAUCCCAGUGACAGUGAGCCAAUUUGCCGAACAAUCGUUACACCAGCACCCAACAAGGAUGAUGAAAUUGCGGCCAUUAACGACUCGGACUCGGACGGAAAAGCCACCACCGCAUCAAUUACGACCCCUGCGGUGAUUGCGAGAGCUGUUAAUUACAGUGCGCUGCCACGUGCUAUAAGUACUGCACUCCUUGUGCCACCAUCAUCUUUAUCUGCGACUGUCUCUGAGGAUGGAUUCGAGUUUGAAUCCGAAACGCCAGGCCAAUAAUCUUCUUGUUCCAGUGAUCGCUCUUCGGUCUCCUGAAAUGUCUGGCACGCUUACCGCCACUUCCCUGUUCAAUCUCUGUUCACCGAUUGCUGGGGUGAUAUGAAUGUGCAUUUAGAGAAUGCCGGCCAGAUACUCUAGCCGACGCUCUCUAACCGCCGCUUUAGCGGUCUGCUUCAAAUAAAACUGAAACCCUUCGCUCUGACAUGCAAUUGUGAGAAAACAUCGUUCCAGACAACAGCGACCGUCAAGUAGUAUAAACGACAAAGGCAACGAUGAUGGCAUCCGUUUCCGUCUUAUCUGCCAUCGUCUGCAAGCCGUAUCCGCAUUCUGAGUUGGAAUCCUACCGAUUAUUGAGUUCUCUCAACCUUAUGUCUGCUGUGACUGGGAAUAUCCACUGCCAAAUAAGAAUUGCGAUAGUCAAUGCGGUCUGAUAACGAGACGCCGAGAAUCCGAUAGAUUCCAUCUAGAAUGACGGGCAGGCCGUCGCACCGUCAUGAUCACUCUCUAAUCACUAAUUAUAGUCGACAAAAAAUAAGAGAAACCGGAACGAUUAUUUCACUUUUACUUGUCAUAAUCCACUAGACUUUUAUCCACGGAGAGACUGUAUAUUGCCGAUACAAACCUUAAGGUGAGUCCAAGGGGCCAGAAAGGGAUGAGGAGGAGGAGGGGGAGAAGGAGGAGGAGGAGAAGAAGGAGGAGGAGGAGGAGGAGGAGGAGGAGGAGGAGAAUUUGACCGCUACAACAAAAACUUUUCUCACCCGAUAUUUAUGUCGCACCCUUCUAUCCGUUAUCAGGUAG